AUGAGCAAUUUAAAAAAGGAAGAAACCUGCCAGAAUGGCGAAAAGGAAGUAACUGAACAGACGGCAGCCUUGACGAAUGAGAAAGCCUCCAGCGAACCGACGCCGAAGAAAAAGGUCACCAAGAAAGUUAGUUUCCUCCUGGACGAGGAUGGGGCAAAUGCGAAAAAGGAAGACGUAAAAGUGAAUGGCGGUUCUUUGGAGGGGCACCAAAAUGGGGAUGUUUCCCACGCAGGCACGGACGAGGGGAAGCACAGCGACGAUCAGAAAGGUGACUGCAAGGCGAACGACUUUGCGAAAAUCAGUUGGGCCCAGCGCAACAGCGGCGGUGAACGAAACGGUGGCGAAUGCUGGGGGAAAGAAGAAGACACCCCCAAUGGCAGUUCUUGCAACGAAAAUGAGCACAAGCUCUUCUCCAGCGAGGACAACCAGCACAAGCUGUUCUCCAACGACGACAACCAGCAUAGGCGCUUCCACACCCAGUUCAAGUUUUUCACAGCACAGGAGACCCAGCACAAGAUGCUCGCCCCCCAGGAAAACCAACACAAGCUGUUCGCCUCGCGCAGCAAACAGAACGAAUACAAAGACAAGGAGAAAGCGCCAGUGUACGUUAAAUUCGACAAGCGUGAGUGCGCAAAGAAUGAGCAGAACUCCGUGUUUUUGAAGGACCAGCUGGAGGGGGGCGAGACUGACGAGAUGGCCGCCAAUGAAGGGAGCGCAGAAGUGGAAAAACACGCUGAAAUGCAGAUUAAAGGGGAGGCCAAAUUGAAGGCCCACCUGGAGGUUAAAACGGAACGAACGGACUUCGAAAAGUCGUACAACGAGAGUCUGAAUAAUUUCCGCGCGUCCUCCUUCGUCGACAUUUUGAACUCCAUGCAGGGGGGUGGAAAGGGGGGAAACGAGGGAAACGGCGCGCCAAGUGGGGAAGCAAAUGGGCUGAUGCCAAGUGGAGAAGCAAAUGGACUGAUGCCCAAUGGGAGCGCCCCCCAUGAGUGGCGCCCCCCAGCCAACGGGAAGGACUACGAAAACGUGGACGCCGCGGAGCACCAACAAAGCGACAACACGCAGCUGAUCGCGUGCAUCCUGUGCGGAGACAGCAUAAAGGCGAACGCAUCAAAAAUGUGCAGCAACUGCAUUUUGCAAAACGUAGAAAGCAGCAGCGUCAACAUUAAUAAGGACACCUACCUGAUAUACUACUGCCGAGAGUGCAAGAGGUACCUGCACAACAGGUGGGUAUACUGCGAAUUGGAGAGCAAGGAAUUACUAGCCCUAUGCUUAAAAAAAGUGAAUAAAUUGAAAAAGCUAAAAAUAUUGGACGCAAAAUUUUUAUAUACAGAACCGCACAGCAAAAGAAUUAAAAUCCAUCUGAGUGUACAAGAAGAAUUGAUAAACAACUUCAUCAGCGAGAUGGAGCUAAUUUUACAUUACGUAAUAAAAUACACCCAAUGUGAUGACUGCAAGAAGACGUAUACUCCCUACACAUACAACACCUGCGUGUCGGUUAGGCAGAAAGUGGAGCAUAAAAAAACACUCCUCUUUUUGGAAAGCUUAUUAUUAAAAUAUAAUAUGAACGAAAAUAUUAUUAACAUCGUGUCCAACCCGGAUGGAUUAGACUUCCACUUCCUAUCUCGAACGGAUGCCCUCAAAUUCUGCGACUUUAUAUUAAGCAAGACCAUGUCAAAGUGUAAAAAUUCGAAGCAUUUAAUAAACCACGAUGCGAAUAAUAACACGUACAAUUAUUUGUACUCCUUUUCUAUUGACAUUUGCCCCAUAUGUAAAUACGAUUUGAUUUUUUUCCCCAAAGAUUUAUCCAUCAAAUAUGGAAUGAAGAGCUCCUUCUACCUUUGCCUGCACGUCUCCAUUUUCAUCAUAUUGAUUAACCCCUUUUGCUCUUCUAACUCUGCUCAUAUUUCUCAAGAGCGGUACAACAAGCACCCCUUCCUGCCCCUCCUGAGCAAGGCGGACUCUAAAGUCUUCCUCAUACUCAACGUGGAGUACAUCGACAGCGACCCGUAUUCGAAGAAUGAGCGGAGAGGCGGUGCUGCCAACACCACCGCUUCCAGUACCGCCUCCCCCAAUGGACGGUGUCGUGACCCCUUUGGAGACGCUGCUCAAGAGGACAGUGCAUCCCUGAGUGGACGCCAAAAGGGAGCGUCAAACAGGUCGACCCGAGGCAAAGAUAAAAACGUUAACUUGAAGAGGAAAACGAAAAACUCGGUCAGCUCAAACACCGUGGAGGAAUUCUCCUCCGAUGAUCUCUUCCAAGUGAACGAAGAAAAUGGCUCUCUCGCAGACACGAAGAGUUGCAAAUCCUCCUCGAGAAAGGUAAAGCUAGACAAGCUCGUCUACGCAUUUGUAGAGCUAUACGACGAAUCCGAGGGAAACACAAUACUCACCAAAACGUGUAACGCUAGGCAUUUAAAACCGGGAGAUUAUGUCAACGCGUAUGACUUAAGAAAACACACCUUCGACAAUGACAUCAGCUUAUAUUUGGAGAAGGAGGACAACUACAGCAUUAUUAUUAUUGACAAGGUGAAGCCAAAGGAGAGAGAAAAAAUAGAAAACGAAUUACAAGUCCAGAAUAAUAAUAUAGAGACCAUGAAGAAUGUUAAUGAUGAUGAUAUUUUCAAGAACAUCCUUCUGAACAACUGUGCGGGGAUGCAGAAUAUGACCAUCCGUUGA
Plasmodium vivax (malaria parasite P. vivax) is the source of this 2679-nucleotide messenger RNA. RefSeq names its product mRNA decay protein, putative. The transcript has a single exon. Gene Ontology annotation, cellular component: nucleus; cytoplasm. Gene Ontology annotation, biological process: ribosomal large subunit export from nucleus. Gene Ontology annotation, molecular function: ribosomal large subunit binding. The record is from RefSeq and is a predicted model, not a curated record. Bases 1 to 2679 code for a protein of 892 amino acids. NCBI's taxonomy places the organism in Eukaryota, Apicomplexa, Aconoidasida, Haemosporida, Plasmodiidae.